GGUGACGCACUCUCAGGGCUGGGAAGUCACGUGACCUCUGGUGUGUUCUUCCGGGAUAUGCGCAGGGACCCGCCCACUCUCUUCUUGAAAAGUCCUCAGGAGUCGGAAGGAAAAUAAAUCUCAGUCAAGCUGACCCGACGAGCAGCAUCGCCAUGAUGUCCAAGAAGACAGGAAGUCGCGUGGCUGAGAUGGAGGCGGCGGGGGAAGUGUCCAUCAUCCGCAUCCCGCCCCAUCACUACAUCCACGUGCUGGACCAGAACACCAACAUCGCCCGUGUGGAGAUCGGACCCCUCACCUUCAUCCGCCAGGACAAUGAAAGAGUCCUGUUCCUGCCGGUGCGAAUGAUCAUGGUGCCGCCGCGCCACUACUGCGUGGUCGCCAACCCGGUGGCGUGCGAUGACAACGGCUGCGUUCUCUUCGAUGAGCAGGGCCAGGCCAAGCUGCGACACGCCGACCUGGAGAUCCGCCUGUUCCGAGAUCCUUUCCCGCUCCAUCCCGGAGAGGAGAUCCAGCAGGACGUGACGCCACUGCAGGUGGUCUAUCCCGACACGGCGCUGCGUUUGCAGGCACUGCUGGACUUCCAAGAGGAGGGCGGAGACAAACAUGUCGCCGGAGACGAGUGGCUCUUUGAGGGACCCGGGACGUACAUCCCCAGGAAAGAAGUGGUGGUCCUGGAGACCAUCAAGGCCACGGUGAUCCGGGAGAACCAGGCCAUCAGACUACGAGCUCGCAAGGAGGGAGUUGACCGCGGCGGUGUGCACCGUGUAACAGGGGAGGAGUGGCUGGUCAGUAAGGUGGGGGCGUACUUGCCGGGCGCACACGAGGAAGUCAUUGACAUCGUCAACGCCUUCAUCCUGACCGACAAGAAAGCGCUGCAUGUGCGCGCUCUGCGAGCCUUCAGGGAUGUGGAGGGUUACCAGCGGCGUACGGGGGACGAGUGGCUGGUGACCAACGCCGACCACGAGGCACACAUCCCCUCAGUGGCUGAGGAGGUGGUGGGCGUGGUGGACGUGACCACCCUGAGCAGUCGCCAUUACUGUGUCAUCUUGGACCCGGUCGGACCCGACGGCAAACCUCAGUUGGGCCAGAAGAGGGUGGUGAAGGGGGAGCGCUCCUUCUUCCUGCAGCCCGGCGAGCGCCUGGAGCGCGGCAUCCAGGACGUCUACGUGCUGUCUGAGCAGGAAGGGCUGCUACUGCGAGCCGUGGAGGCGUUCACCGACACUGAGGAGCGCGAGGAAGAUGAGGACGAGGAUGAGGAGAGGAGCAAGCGACCGCGUCACAGCGCCAUCCUUCGCCGUCCCGGGGACCGCUGGAUGCUGCGAGGCCCCAUCGAGUACGUCCCGCCUGCCACGGUGGAGGUGAUGCUGCGGCGCCAGGCAAUCCCGCUGGACGAGAACGAGGGCAUCUACGUGCGGGAGAUGAAGACUGGCAAGGUGCGUGCGGUCAUCGGGCAAACGUACAUGCUGAAUCAGGAUGAGGAGCUGUGGCAGAAGGAACUUCCUCCCAACGUGGAAGCUCUGCUGACGUCAACCCGCGACCCCCUGGCGGACCGCUCGGACCGUACCAGGACUGGCGAGACCAAGGCAAGGAACAAGACCCUGGUGGUGUCCUACAGGGUCCCCCACAAUGCGGCGGUUCAGGUCUACGACUACCGGGAGAAGAAGGCCAGAGUGGUGUUUGGACCGGAGCGCGUGAUGCUGGGACCCGACGAGCAGUUCACGGUUCUGUCGCUGUCCGGGGACAGACCCAAACGGGGCAACGUCAUCAAGGCCGUGUGUCUGCUGCUCGGUCCCGACUUCUUCACAGACAUCAUUACCAUCGAGACCGCCGACCACGCCCGCCUGCAGCUGCAGCUGUCCUACAACUGGCACUUUGACGUCAAGCCGCCCGCCGACGCCGCCGAUGCCGCCGCCCUCUUCUCAGUGCCUGACUUUGUGGGCGACGCCUGCAAAGCCAUCGCAUCACGGGUCCGAGGCGCCGUCGCCUCCGUGCAGUUUGACGACUUCCACAAGAACUCCAACCGCAUCAUCUGCUCGGCCGUGUUCGGCUUUGAUGAGAAGCUGGCGGUGCGCCCCAGUCUCCGCUUCCAUCAGAACCGACUGGUCAUCAGCAGCGUGGACAUCCAGUCCGUGGAGCCCGUGGACCAGAGGACACGUGAUGCCCUGCAGAAGAGCGUCCAGCUCGCCAUCGAGAUUACCACCAACUCCCAGGAGGCGGCUGCACGUCACGAGGCCGAGCGUCUGGAGCAGGAAGCUCGAGGGAAGCUGGAGAGGCAGAAGAUCACCGACCAGGCGGAAGCUGAGCGAGCCAGGAAGGAACUUUUGGAGCUGGAGGCCCUCAGCGCCGCCGUGGAGAGCACUGGUGCCGCCAAGGCUGAAGCCCAGUCUCGGGCCGAGGCGGCUCGUAUUCAGGGCGAGGCGGCGGUCCACGAGGCCAAACUGAAGGUGGAGGCUCAGCGUAUCGAGGCGGAGGCGGAGCUUCAGCGUCUGGCGAAGGCUCGUGAGCAGGAGCUGAGCUACAGGAAGGAGAUGGACCGCCUGGACGUGGAGAAGAAGGAGCGUCUGACCAACAUGGAGAGUCAGCACUUCAGUCAGGUGGUGGCCAGCCUGGGCAGCGACACGCUCAAAGAGAUGGCGAGAGCCGGACCUGAGCUGCAGGUGAAGUUGCUGCAGGCUCUCGGCCUCAAGUCCACCCUCAUCACGGACGGUGCGUCGCCCAUCAGCCUCUUCACCACCGCCAACGGCCUGCUGGGGAUGCUGCCCGGACCCGCUCAGUGAUGCCACAGGAAGUAGUAUCCAUUAACAUAUGUAGAUUUAUGAUAGCUAGAUCAUAUAGAUAUGUAUGCGUGCACAUCAGUCUGCUUGAAGGAAUAAAAAAAAUAAGCUCUGA
Dunckerocampus dactyliophorus (ringed pipefish) is the source of this 2889-nucleotide messenger RNA. It is a transcript of the gene mvp, whose product is annotated as major vault protein. NCBI's taxonomy places the organism in Eukaryota, Metazoa, Chordata, Actinopteri, Syngnathiformes, Syngnathidae. Bases 153 to 2777 code for a protein of 874 amino acids. Gene Ontology annotation, molecular function: protein binding. Gene Ontology annotation, cellular component: nucleus; cytoplasm. The record is from RefSeq and is a predicted model, not a curated record. The transcript is spliced from 17 exons.